This is a messenger RNA of Carica papaya (papaya), 3440 nucleotides long. It is a transcript of the gene HIK, whose product is annotated as ATP binding microtubule motor family protein. The record is from RefSeq and is a predicted model, not a curated record. Gene Ontology annotation, biological process: microtubule-based movement. Lineage: Eukaryota; Viridiplantae; Streptophyta; Magnoliopsida; Brassicales; Caricaceae. Gene Ontology annotation, molecular function: microtubule motor activity; ATP binding; microtubule binding.
CUGUAUACUUCACCUUCCACCACGCUCCCCUCUUUCUUCUCUCUCUCUCUCUCUCUCUCUCUCUCUGUAGAAAUCUCUCUUGCUUUCCAUUUCUUCUGCUUGGCUGUCAACGAGAGCUGGCUGGUUGUAUCUGAGGAAUUUCUUUCGCUUCGGCCUCCAGAUUUCUGUGCGUCUUUGUCCUCCAUAACUGACCCCUUAUUAGUUCUGACAGGUGCCUUAUUGGAUAUCCAGAGCUGCCAUAGAUAUAUAUUCAAGCCACUGUUGCACUUCAGAAAUAGCAACUUCUUAGCCUCUUUUUGAAGAGGCCUCGGCCCUACUACUUGAUCUUCUGAGUUCAAUUACAGAGUGAGAAAGUAGAUCUUGCUGGAAAAGAUGACAGUCAGAACUCCUGGAACAACACCAUCCAAGACUGAUCGGAUGCCAGUAUCCACUCCUGGAGGGCCAAAAGCGAAGGAGGAGAAGAUCGUGGUUACUGUACGGUUAAGGCCUCUAAACAAGAAGGAGCAGUCUGCUAAAGAUCAAGUAGCAUGGGAAUGCGUUGAUGAUCAUACAAUUGUGUAUAAACCACAACCUCAAGAACGUUUAACUCAGUCAGCCGCUUUUACAUUUGAUAAAGUCUUUGGUCCUGGAAGUUUAACUGAAGCUGUAUAUGAGGAAGGAGUAAAGAAAGUUGCUUUGUCUGCCUUGAUGGGCAUAAAUGCCACGAUAUUUGCUUAUGGACAAACUAGUAGUGGGAAGACGUACACGAUGAGAGGAAUAACUGAGAAAGCUGUUAAUGACAUUUACGAGCAUAUAAUAAAUACUCCAGAGAGAGAUUUCACAAUCAAGAUAUCUGGACUAGAAAUUUAUAACGAGAAUGUCAGGGACCUGUUAAAUUCAGAAUCUGGUCGUAGCCUCAAGCUUCUUGACGAUCCAGAGAAAGGUACUGUAGUUGAGAAGUUGGUGGAGGAAAAAGCAAACAAUGAUCAGCACUUAAGACAUCUGAUUAGUAUUUGUGAAGCCCAAAGGCAAGUUGGGGAAACUGCCCUAAAUGAUACCAGCUCGCGCUCACACCAAAUAAUAAGACUGACUAUAGAAAGUACUCUCAGAGAAACUUCAGAUUGCGUGAGAUCUUUUGUUGCAAGCCUGAACUUUGUAGAUUUAGCUGGAAGUGAAAGAGCCUCACAGACUAAUGCAGACGGUGCUAGGCUAAGGGAAGGAUGCCAUAUAAACCUUAGUCUAAUGACUCUGACUACCGUAAUCAGAAAACUCAGUGUUGGAAAAAGGAGCGGUCAUAUACCUUAUCGAGAUUCAAAGCUUACUCGCAUAUUACAACACUCACUUGGUGGGAAUGCACGUACUGCCAUAAUAUGUACCUUAAGUCCAGCAACGAGCCAUGUUGAACAAUCACGGAAUACUCUCCACUUUGCAACUCGGGCAAAGGAAGUCACAAAUAAUGCUCAAGUCAACAUGGUCGUUUCAGAUAAGCAGCUAGUAAAGCACCUGCAGAAAGAAGUAGCCAGGCUAGAAGCAGAGCUGCGCACUCCUGAUCCAUCCAGGGAAAAAGAUUUGAAAAUUCAAGAGAUGGAGAUGGAAAUUGAAGAACUGAGACGCCAAAGAGAUCUUGCACAAUCUCAGGUAGACGAGUUGCGCAGAAAACUUGAGGAGGACCAGCAGAGCUCAAACCCAUUUGAGUCUCCCCUCCAGUCAGUUAAGAAGUGUCUCUCUUAUUCUGGAGUCUUGUCACCAAAAAUCGAUGGAAAGGAGGUAGUUCACAGUGAUAGAACAAGAAAAACAAUGUCAAGGCAGUCAAUGAGGCAGUCAUCAACUGCUCCUUUCAUGCUUAUGCAUGAAAUCCGCAAACUUGAACACCUUCAGGAGCAGCUUGGAGAAGAAGCAAAUAGAGCUCUAGAAGUGCUGCAGAAAGAGGUGGCCUGCCAUAGACUAGGUAACCAAGAUGCAGCUGAGACAAUAGCAAAGUUGCAGGCAGAAAUAGGGGAAAUGCGUACUGUAAGACCAGUGAAGAAAGAAGUCGAGGUUGGAAGUAUGAUAGCUCCAAACAAGAGUGUGAGUUCUAACCUCAAGGAUGAGAUAACAAGACUUCAUUCACAGGGCAGCACUAUUGCAGACCUAGAGGAGCAACUGGAAAAUGUUCAAAAGUCUAUAGACAUGCUAGUAAUGUCUCUUCCUAGCUGCAAUACACAAUCCAACGGUGAAGCAACCCCCGGGUCUAAGAAUCAAUCUAAGAGGAAAAAGUUACUUCCUUUAGCCUCAAGUAAUGUUGUAAACCGACAAAAUUUUAUAAAAUCUCCUUGUUCACCUCUUUCAACUUCCCGACAAGUUUUGGAUUCAGAUAUUGAAAAUAGAGCUCCAGAAGUCGAUGAUACUAUCUCCAGAGAGAUACCCGAAUCUGACAAAGAGACUCCCACAAUGAGUGAAGAAGGUGGCGAUAUCUCAUCAAAGGAAGAUACUCCAGUUUACCGGCGCCAAAGUUCAGUUAACAUGAAGAAAAUGCAGAAAAUGUUCCAGAAUGCAGCUGAAGAGAAUGUGAGGAGCAUAAGAGCAUAUGUAACAGAACUGAAAGAACGUGUUGCCAAACUACAAUACCAGAAGCAGCUGCUUGUUUGCCAGGUGCUUGAGCUGGAAGCAAAUGAAGCAGCUGGAUACAAUUUAGAGGAUGAUGAGAACACAAUUGAGUCACAGGAACCUCAGGUGGCAUGGCAUAUAACUUUUAAAGAGCAAAGGCAGCAAAUAAUUGAGUUAUGGCAUGUAUGCCAUGUCUCCAUCAUUCAUAGGACGCAAUUCUAUUUGUUAUUCAAGGGGGAUCGAGCUGAUCAAAUCUACAUGGAAGUGGAGCUCAGGCGUUUGACUUGGUUAGAACAGCAUUUGGCUGAACUUGGUAAUGCAAGCCCUGCUCGAGUAGGGGACGAGCCUGCUAUCUCUCUAGCCUCAAGCAUCAGAGCAUUGAGGCGUGAAAGGGAGUUCCUUGCAAAACGGGUUACCUCACGUUUGACUCCAGAGGAGAGAGAUGCAUUGUACAUUAAAUGGGAUGUACCACUUGAUGGAAAGCAGAGGAAACAACAGUUUGUAAACAAGCUUUGGAUUGAUCCUCAUGAUCCUAGACACAUAGAUGAGAGUGCUGCAAUAGUGGCAAAGCUAGUUGGUUUCUGCGAAGGCGGAAAUAUCUCGAAGGAGAUGUUUGAGCUCAAUUUUGUGCUACCAUCGGACAAGAGGCCCUGGAUUAUGGGCUGGAAUCCAAUUUCCAACCUUCUUCAUUUGUGAGAACAUACAAUUUGAUUGUAAGUACUUCCCAUUCUGUACAUGUAAAUGAAUUUUGGAGUUCUUUCUCCAAUCUUCUGAAGUAUUGGUUAGGGUGUGACUGUUUGAGCACACUUGGGAGGAUGGUUUGGGUUGUUUGUUAUCGUUCUUCUUUGUCCAAUUUUUGUAAUCUUCAUGUUCAA